This is a messenger RNA of Rhipicephalus sanguineus (brown dog tick), 1092 nucleotides long. RefSeq names its product sister chromatid cohesion protein DCC1-like. Gene Ontology annotation, cellular component: Ctf18 RFC-like complex; chromosome, centromeric region; nucleus. Bases 73 to 1092 code for a protein of 339 amino acids. The record is from RefSeq and is a predicted model, not a curated record. Gene Ontology annotation, biological process: maintenance of mitotic sister chromatid cohesion; mitotic sister chromatid cohesion. The transcript is spliced from 11 exons. Lineage: Eukaryota; Metazoa; Arthropoda; Arachnida; Ixodida; Ixodidae.
AUUCGCGUUUAGCAACGUACGUUUCGUCGGGAAGAUUUCACUGUCUUUUCUGCUUGCAGCAUCAUAAAUCCUAUGGCCAUGAUCAGGACUGACGAAGAAGUGCAAGCGUUCUUGGAGCGCGCCAAGCUGGAUCGCAGCGACCUGCAGCCCAUAGCUCAGCCGCUUUGGUUUGCGGAAGAAAACCAGAGCUCACUACGGCUGCUAGAGGUCGAUAAGGAAUUGCUGAAGACGAUACGCGAAGGCGAGAGGCUAGUUUUUCGUGGCGAAGAGGACUGCCAUGCUGUCGUGUGCACCGGCGACCGUACCUUUGAAGUCCGCGAGGCUGACAUAUCCAACUCUCUCCUGCUCGUGCCAACGCUCCGGCUCUCGUCUGAGGCGGUGGGACACGCGCCAGAUUCAACACCUGAAGCUCGUCCCAGUCAGGUUCUGCACACAUUCCACAGCUACCUGGAGCUUCGCCAGUGCUUCCCCCGACUGAAAAAGCUGCUGGAACUUCUUCGCCAGACUCCAUACAGAGGAGCCGAACUCGAGCACCAUGUUGAUGAUGACAAAGUCACGCCCAAGUAUACCCUCGGGAACAUCUUGGAAAUAGUGCAAGCAAGCGAAGCCGAGAUCAGGCAGGCCAUUGAGGAGCUGCCUGUGGUUGAAAUCGAUGGUUUUUACAGGCUUCUGGAUGGUGAAUAUUACUACCGAGUACAGAAUUUCAUUGUCAACUACAUAGAGUCAGAGUCCAUGCGACUGGACAAGAUACCUGCCGGUGACGUUGUCGACAAGAUCUCAGAGUUGGAGCCACGAGAGAUUGUCGCAGAGGUGUUUCGAAGAUGCACUACUCCCAAUAGUGAUGACGAGUUCUACACACUAAACGGCGACGUCAUGUGCAAGGCAACCGCCGAUGUGCUCCUUCGAAGUGUUGAAAAGUUCAACCUGAGCGAAUUCCUUGAGGUGUGGCAAAACAGUGUUCCAGAAGGCGUACAGACAGAUCUUAAGCAGUUGGAGGGUCUAGCCCUAACAGACCGAACAUCCACACCUCACUGCAUCUAUCUCUUUGACAAGUGGGAUCUGCCAGAUGAUGCAAAUGAACGCUCAUCAUGA